UGGCAUAAUGGAAUUAACCUCCUAAAUGUUAAGGCACCACCUAAAGAGCUCCAGAAGUGUGCUCUGCACCUUCUUGACAAGUUGUUCACCAAAAAAGAACUUCGAGGGAUCUUGUUCCAAUCAAAAAGAUCUCUCAAGCCACCUCUAGAUGAGGCUAGAGUGUCAAAAAUGUUUGAUGUUCUCAAUGCACAAUACACAGCUGAGAAAAUACAAAAGUACAGGCAGGCCAUAAUCGAUGCAUGCAAUCAAAAGUGCAGGGACGUGGCAAGGAAGGAAGCUGGAUCAGCAUUGAAAUGCACCAAUGACACUGACAACAGUCGACAAUAAAGGGCCUUUAAAAUUUGAAGCCCAAAUGUUAUUUUAAACAAAACAUUUCACAUUUCUUGUCUUAAAUUCUCAGUGAAUUUGUCAAUUUUAAACUUUACUCAACAAAAAGAGUGCAGAGCAGUUUUGCAGUGCAGCCACUUGGUUAAGGGCAUUUGUUAAGGUUUCAAAACUAUAAAUGCAACAUAUAACAAGAUAUUGCCCAAAGGAUAGCUUAGCUUUUCAUUCUUGGAUUUGGCUGAUAGUGGAAAAAUGCUUAUUAUGACCAGCCCAUUGCAUUUUAAGACAUUUGAAUAUUGUAUGUUAGUUUUCAGAUUUUAAUAAUGUGAUCAGCAUUUCAAAUCCAUUCAAGAGCUGCUUCACAACUGGAACUGAUCGAGUUAUAUUAGAGAGUUUGAUCAAUAAAGAUAACAGUGUAUUAAGGAAACUAAGUGAACUUGUGUGUGACAUUAACUGCUUUAUCUUGCAACUCUCACUUAAACCACCAUGAAUACAGGAUUUGUUUACGCAAUUAAGAUUGACCAUUGAUUGUAUUCAAUUCUGGACGUAAGAUGUGAUAAUCUAUUGUACCUCUUGAUAGUUAAAUAUCAAUUAAACUUCU
Molecule: messenger RNA, 925 nt
Organism: Pocillopora verrucosa
Lineage: Eukaryota; Metazoa; Cnidaria; Anthozoa; Scleractinia; Pocilloporidae
Source: RefSeq, a predicted model, not a curated record